This is a messenger RNA of Plasmodium gallinaceum, 441 nucleotides long. Its product is annotated as conserved Plasmodium protein, unknown function. The transcript has a single exon. The coding region runs from base 1 to 441 and encodes 146 amino acids. The record is from RefSeq and is a predicted model, not a curated record. NCBI's taxonomy places the organism in Eukaryota, Apicomplexa, Aconoidasida, Haemosporida, Plasmodiidae.
AUGGUUAAUAAAAAAGAUAACAAAAAUGAAGAUGAAUGGGAAUUACAUCCAUUAUUCUUAUCAAAAAUCCCAAGUAAAGGAGACAUAGAUAAAAACUCAGCUCUUUCUGCUUUAAUAACUAUAAUUAAUGAAGAAGAAGAAAAAGAGACAUUUAAUUAUGAACCUAGAAGAAAAAACUUAAAAAAAAAAAUAACAGAAAAAGGAGAAGUUAUUCACACUAAAGAUAGAAGAAAUUUUUUUGAACCAUAUAAAAGUAAAGAAAUAAACAAUUUAGGAAUACAGAAAUUAAAUAAAAAUAUAUAUUUUAAUAAAUAUGAAAAUGUAAAUGAAGGAGUAAAUAAUGUGGAAAAUAGUGAUAAUGCUUCUAAUAAAAAAAAGAAUGAAGAGGAAACAUCUUUAGGUGAGUUAUUAGUUUGUUUGUCAAUGGUAAAUUUGAAAUAA